Messenger RNA from Prosopis cineraria, 1829 nucleotides. RefSeq names its product pentatricopeptide repeat-containing protein At4g35850, mitochondrial-like. Gene Ontology annotation, cellular component: mitochondrion. Lineage: Eukaryota; Viridiplantae; Streptophyta; Magnoliopsida; Fabales; Fabaceae. The transcript has 13 exons. Bases 128 to 1462 code for a protein of 444 amino acids. The record is from RefSeq and is a predicted model, not a curated record. Gene Ontology annotation, molecular function: protein binding.
CCUUGAACAAUCCUGAGCCCAAAAACCACUUCAUCGGUAAUUGGGAAAAGCCAUCAGAAUCCAAGGGUUAAGAGAAAAAACACAAGCAGAGAGCCACGACUCUGGACUCAUCCAUCGCUCCUCGACCAUGAAGCUCCUUCGCUCCGUCAUCGGCCAGCAAGGAUCACUGGUCCGGGUCGCUGGACGCCGAUACUUCGCUGCUUCCACAGAAGAGUACUCUAAAAGAAAUUAUGCCAAUAACGUCUCUGAGUAUAAUACUGUAGUGGGCUCCCUUACCGCUCAAAGAAGGCAUUUCUUGUUGAGGGACGUGUAUGAUGAUAUGAUGCUCGAUGGAGUGCAGCCUAUUCGGGACACUUUUCAUUCGUUCAUUGUUGGAACCAUGAAAGGCUCUCGCUUGCAAGACGCAUUCUUCUUCAGGGACCAAAUGAAAGUCAUGGGUUUGACCCCUGAUGUUACUUUAUACAACUUUCUCAUUUCAACUUGUGGGAAAUGCAAGAACUCUGAUAAGGCUAUACAGAUUUUGGAGGAGAUGAAGCACAUGGAAGUAAAGCCCAAUGUGCAAACCUACAUCUGCUUGCUACAUGCUUGUGCAGCUGGUGGCCGAUUAGAUCGAGUGUAUGCAAUUGUCCGUGACAUGACUGCAGCUGGCCUUGGAUUAAACAAGUUUUGCUAUGCUGGGCUUAUAGUUGCACACGAGAACAAGACACCUGUGACAGAUGAUUUUGCCACAAAAGUCAUUGAGUUUGUGGAGCGAUCAAAGAUGUGGUCUUCAGUUGAAAGUGACAGUGUCAAUGCUGAGAAUGUUAUGAUGGGUGUUUCAGAUGAGGAGUUAUACAACUUGCCAACAGCAGAAUAUGUUCAUAGACGUGGUGGAUUUUUGGCUAGACAAUUAACUGCAUAUCAUACUGCAUUUCAUGCUUCUGCUGAUCUAAAAAAUGUUGAGCUGACAGAUACUCUUUUAGAGAUGCUAAAAAAGGAAGGGAUAAUUCCUGAUACCUAUAUCGUCAUGCAAGUAAUUAGGUGCUAUUUACAUGCUGGAGACCUUGAUCGUGGUCUUCAAACAUUUGAAGACUACGUGAAAUCAGGAAAGCCUCUUGCUCCAGAACUUUAUGUGACACUUGCAGAAGGUGCGAUGAUUGGGCACACUCCAAAGGGAAUGCAAAUUGCUCAAGACACGCUGGUAAAUAUGACUUCAAGGAACUUUUUCUUGAAUCCCAAGAUGGGAAGUGAUCUCCUGCUUGUAGCUGCUGGUGAGAAGACUGGGGGAUAUACUACUGCUAACUACAUAUGGGACCUGAUGCGAGCUCGUAAAAUAGUCCCUUCAUUCCCUGCCUUAGAAGCUUAUUACCAAGGGUUAAAAGAACGUGAGAUUCCUGAAGACGAUCCCAGACUUCUUUUGGUGUCUAGAACUUGUGAUAACCUCCGCGGAAGAUUCGGUCCGAGGACACCACAAGCUGGAUAGAUCACCACUCUUGCUUGAUUGUAAUGAGUUCUGCUAGAUGUUUCUGGACGUAUUUGACGAGAGAAUCCAGAAAUGGUAAAAUGGUUCAUCCAAUUGAUGCUUGAGCUAGCGUGGGGCUUGGAUGGGUUGACACUAGGGUGUCAUGUAGACUUUCCAAUGAACGCAGGCACUUCAAGUAUUCAUUUAGAGAAAACUAAGAUAAGCUCUUCCUCCUAAUUUUACUGGGAGACUCUAUCUCGAUAUGGAAUAACUUUGUUUCAUCAUCUGAUAGUUGACAUCAGGUAGCGUGAGUUUCGUAUUUUUAUUUUUUUCCAAUUUGAAUCCAAAUUUUUGCUGGCGGUAUAUAGAUAUCCAUUGAUUGAUGGUA